UAUGUUCAGCGACGUCAUUUCCGGUAAGUCUUUCAUUAAAGACGGGCCCGGCGGGAUUCCCGCGGCCUAAUUUUUUGAUUUUUCCUAGUGUCCUGAGAAUCCGUCGUCAAUCGGAGCCAUCAGAACCGCAAACAUGACUGUGGGCAAGAGCAGCAAGAUGCUGCAGCACAUUGACUUCCGCAUGAGGUGCAUCCUGCAGGAUGGCCGCAUCUUCAUCGGCACCUUCAAGGCCUUCGACAAGCACAUGAACCUCAUCCUAUGCGACUGUGACGAGUUCCGCAAGAUCAAGCCCAAGAACUCCAAGCAGCCCGAGAGGGAGGAGAAGCGAGUCCUGGGCUUGGUCCUGCUGAGGGGGGAGAACCUGGUCUCCAUGACGGUGGAGGGCCCGCCACCCAAAGACACGGGCAUUGCUCGUGUUCCUCUGGCAGGCGUGGCUGGCGGUCCCGGUGUGGGGCGGGCGGCAGGCCGCGGCGUGCCGGCCGGUGCUCCGAUGCCGCAGGCUCCUGCUGGGUUGGCGGGACCCGUGAGGGGAGUGGGCGGUCCUUCACAACAGGUGAUGACGCCGCAGGGCCGAGGCACCGUUGCUGCCGCCGCCGCGGGGGCUAGCAUCGCAGGGGCUCCCACACAGUAUCCGCCCGGACGAGGUGCCCCGCCUCCAAUGGGCCGUGGAGCACCGCCUCCUGGUAUGAUGGGUCCCCCCCCUGGCAUGCGGCCGCCAAUGGGUCCGCCCAUGGGAAUGCCCCCAGGAAGAGGGGCUCCCAUGGGCAUGCCCCCCCCAGGCAUGAGGCCUCCUCCCCCCGGCAUGAGAGGACCGCCUCCUCCCGGCCUGAGACCGCCCCCACGUCCUUAAAAGACACGCGCACUGUACAAAUGUUGCUUUUGUUUUCUUGAUGGUUUUGACACUUCGUUUUUUAAUAAAGGUGGAUGUUUGCCUCGUGCAGAGCAGAUUUAUUUCGAUGGUAA
Molecule: messenger RNA, 963 nt
Organism: Hippocampus comes (tiger tail seahorse)
Lineage: Eukaryota; Metazoa; Chordata; Actinopteri; Syngnathiformes; Syngnathidae
Gene: snrpb
Product: small nuclear ribonucleoprotein polypeptides B and B1
Exons: 7
Coding region: 134-850 (238 amino acids)
Cellular component (GO): nuclear speck
Molecular function (GO): RNA binding
Source: RefSeq, a predicted model, not a curated record